Molecule: messenger RNA, 427 nt
Organism: Eurypyga helias (sunbittern)
Lineage: Eukaryota; Metazoa; Chordata; Aves; Eurypygiformes; Eurypygidae
Gene: HAUS2
Product: HAUS augmin-like complex, subunit 2
Exons: 3
Biological process (GO): spindle assembly; centrosome cycle; microtubule nucleation
Cellular component (GO): HAUS complex; mitotic spindle microtubule; centrosome
Source: RefSeq, a predicted model, not a curated record
GACAAUUAUUUCAACUUUUCAAUUUUAUUUUAUAGGCAAAAAAUGUGAGAUUUUGCAAGAUAUGAACAGACACUUGGAAGCUGUACUGCGCGAGAAGACAGCUCUUAGGAAGAGGUUGAUAAAGCCCAGAUGUCAGGAGACCCUGCCUAUUGAGGCUACUUUCCACAAAUACAUAGUAGACCUGUUGGCUGAGGCUGUGACUUUCAUCGAGAAGUUUGAAAGCCAUUUGCAGGCCAUGAGAAGCAUCCCUCAGAUACCAGAUAUCGUAAAGAAUAUGGAAACUGCUUUGACAAAAAGUGAGUUGCUCGUGAUGGAGUUGGAGGAGCUGGCAGAGCAAAUACUGAAAUGGAGAGAGCGGCAAGAAGACGUGUAUUGUGACAGCGUCUGCAGUAGUGCUGAAUGGGACUUUGGCUUACCCUCGGUCUAA